Molossus molossus (Pallas's mastiff bat) is the source of this 510-nucleotide messenger RNA. Its product is annotated as small proline-rich protein 3-like. The coding region runs from base 1 to 510 and encodes 169 amino acids. Lineage: Eukaryota; Metazoa; Chordata; Mammalia; Chiroptera; Molossidae. The record is from RefSeq and is a predicted model, not a curated record. The transcript is spliced from 2 exons.
AUGAGUUCCUACCAGCAGAAGCAGACCCACAUCCCACCUCCCCAGCUUCAGCAGCAGCAGGUGAAGCAGCCCUGCCAGCCUCCACCCCAGGAACCAUCUGUUCCCGUAACCAAGGAGCCAUGCCACCCCAAGGUUCCACAACCUGGCCAAACCACGGUUCCUCAACCUGGCCACCCCAAGGUUCCACAACCUGACCAAACCAAGGUUCCUCAACCUGACCACACCAAGAUUCCUCAACCUGACCACACCAAGGUUCCUCAACCCGACUACACCAAGGUUCCUCAACCUGACCAAACCAAGGUUCCUCAACAUGACCAAACCAAGGUUCCUCAACCCGACUACACCAAGGUUCCUCAACCUGGCCACCCCAAGGUUCCUCAACCUGACCACACCAAGGUUCCUCAACCUGACCACACCAAGGUUCCUCAACCUGGCCACACCAAGAUUCCUGAGCCAUUUCCUUCAACAGUUAUUCCAGGCCCAGCCCAGCAGAAGACCAAGCAGAAGUAA